AUGGCACCGUGGCUCAAGUUCUGCUCCUUCUUCUUCUCCCUUACCGCCUGUUUCGAUGGCCCGCGGCUGGCUGUGUCCGCAGGAGGCAGCAGUGGCGGCAGAAAAGGGCCAGCGGGCGAUGCUUGCGGCUGGAGGGGUUUGUCACCAAUGGGAAAGAACACUGGACUGCUUAAUAUCACCUUUAAGUAUGACAACUGCACUCCUUAUUUGAACUCAGUGGGAAAACAUGUGAUUGGUGACGUACAGAACAUCACCAUUAGCCAGUAUGCAUGCUCUGAUCAAGUUGCAGUGACAAUACUGUGGACAGCAAAUCCAACUGGUAUUGAAUUUGUGAAGGGAUUUCGAGUGAUACUUGAAGAAUUAAAAUCAGAAGGGAGACAGUGUCAACAGUUGAUUUUAAAGGACCCAAAGCAGCUAAAUUCAAGUUAUAAGUGGACUGGAGUGGAGUCGCAGCCUUUUCUAAAUCUGAAAUUUGAAACUGAUUACUUUGUAAAGAUUGUUCCUUUCCCAUCCAUUAAGAAUGAAAGUAACUACCAUCCCUUCUUCUUCAGAACUCGGCCUUGUGAAUUGCUGCUACAGCCAGAAAACUUAGCCUGCAAACCUUUUUGGAAGCCAAGGAAUCUGAAUGUUACCCAGCAAGGCUUUAAUAUGCACGUGUCUUUUGACCAUGCACCACAUAACUUUGGAUUCAGAUAUUAUUAUCUGCACUACAAACUGAAAAGCGAAGGACACUUCAAGCAGAAGACUUGCAAACAGGAGAAAAAUGCAGAUGUCACAAGCUGUAUUCUUCAAAAUGUCUCACCAGGAGAUUAUAUAAUUGAGCUGGUUGAUGAUACCAACACCACAAGGAAAACAAUACAUUAUGUACUCAAGCCAGUGCACUCCCCAUGGGCAGGGCCUAUCAGAGCAAUAGCCAUUACUGUUCCCUUGGUUGUCAUCUCAGCAUUUGCAACACUUUUUACAGUGAUGUGUCGCAAAAAGCAACAAGAAAAUAUCUAUUCCCAUUUAGAUGAAGAGAGUUCAGAAUCAUCAAACUACUCUGCUGUUCUUCAUGUUGAAAGGCAACGGCCUCGGCCCAAAGUAUUCAUCUGCUAUUCCAAUAAAGAUUGUCAGAAACACAUUAAUGUCAUUCAGUGCUUUGCCUAUUUCCUUCAGGACUUCUGUGGCUGCGAGGUUUCUUUAGAUUUAUGGGAAGAUCUGAGGAUUUGCAAAGAAGGGCAAAAAGAGUGGCUUCAUCGAAAAAUCAAUGAAUCCCAAUAUAUCAUCAUUGUGUGUUCCAAAGGAAUGAAAUACUUUGUGGAGAAAAAGAACUGGAAGCACAAGGGAUCUAGAGAAAAGGAUGCUGGGAAAGGAGAACUUUUUCUGUAUGCCAUUGGUACAAUAGCAGAGAAGUUGCGUCAUGCAAAGCAGGAUUCACAUGAUCUCUGCAAGUUCAUUGCCGUCUACUUCGAUUACUCCUGUGAGAAUGACAUUCCUGGUGUUCUGGAUUUAACGAGAAAGUAUAAGCUCAUGGAUAACCUGCCUCAGCUUUACUCUCAUCUACAGUCCAGAGAUAGUGGCCUUCAUGAUUCAGAAUUGUAUCCUGUACACAUUAGCAAAAGAAAUUAUUUCAGGAGCAAAUCAGGACGGUCCCUUUAUGUAGCCAUUUGUAACAUGCACCAGUACAUUGACCAGGAGCCUGACUGGUUUGAAAAACAGUUUGUGCCUUUUUGCCCAGCUCCUUUGCAUUACCAAGAGCCUGUGAUGGAGAAAUUUGACUCUGGUUUGGUGCUAAAUGACUUAGUCAACAAACAAGUAGCUGACGGGGAUUUCUAUCUGGCAGCAGAUGCAAAUGUUAUUCCACCUUUAAAUCCAGACUCUCAUUGUGUGCUACAGCAUGUGAAUCUCGGAGAGGAGAGAGACUCUCAGGAUGUUCAGAAUGGUAGUUCCAUUCUUCAACCAUUACUACAUGUUGUCAAAGCUGCCAAUCUCCCAGAUAUGCCCCGAGAUUCCGGAAUUUAUGAUUCUUCAGUUCCUUCAUCUGAAUUGUCAUUACCUUUAAUGGAAGGGCUCUUAGCAGACCAAACUGAAACCUCUUCCAUUACGGGGAGUGUUUCCUCUUCAUCAGGACUGGGAGAAGAAGAGCCUCCUUUGCUCGCUGCCACCAAAUCCCUAGUGCCUGGAGUAUGUAAAGCAGAACUUCAUUGUCCCAUCCACAAGGAAGAACUGCAGGCAAUAGCACCUUUAUAA
Varanus komodoensis (Komodo dragon) is the source of this 2229-nucleotide messenger RNA. RefSeq names its product interleukin 17 receptor D (gene IL17RD). The transcript has 13 exons. The coding region runs from base 1 to 2229 and encodes 742 amino acids. Gene Ontology annotation, molecular function: interleukin-17 receptor activity. NCBI's taxonomy places the organism in Eukaryota, Metazoa, Chordata, Lepidosauria, Squamata, Varanidae. The record is from RefSeq and is a predicted model, not a curated record.